Messenger RNA from Closterium sp. Naga37s-1, 9810 nucleotides. Lineage: Eukaryota; Viridiplantae; Streptophyta; Zygnematophyceae; Desmidiales; Closteriaceae. The record is from the annotation of a GenBank genome assembly.
AUGGCCCCUAGACGUCGCCACCUCCCCCCGUCCGUCCACCUCAUUCUAGAGCACCCCAACGGCCUUCCUUCCACUCCUCGACCUGCCCCCCUUUCCACCCCCUCAUGCUCCGCCUCCCUUGACAGAUCCCCACCCCCAUCCCCCCUGUCCUCCCAGCCUGGGUUCUCCUCACGUUCCACUGGCCGUAGGAGCACCUUCCAGCCCUCCAGUGGAACAACUUCAGCUGUAGCUGUUCUUGUGCCCCUCACCUGCGCCAGUGCCCCUCACCUGCGCCAGUGCCCCUCACCUGCGCCAGUGCCCCUCACCUGCGCCAGUGUCCCUCACCUGCGCCAGUGCCCCUCACCUGCGCCAGUGCCCCUCACCUGCGCCAGUGCCCCUCACCUGCGCCAGUGUCCCUCACCUGCGCCAGUGCCCCUCACCUGCGCCAGUGUCCCUCACCUGCGCCAGUGCCCCUCACCUGCGCCAGUGCCCCUCACCUGCGCCAGUGCCCCUCACCUGCGCCAGUGCCCCUCACCUGCGCCAGUGCCCCUCACCUGCGCCAGUGCCCCUCACCUGCGCCAGUGCCCCUCACCUGCGCCAGUGCCCCUCACCUGCGCCAGUGCCCCUCACCUGCGCCAGUGCCCCUCACCUGCGCCAGUGCCCCUCACCUGCGCCAGUGCCCCUCACCUGCGCCAGUGCCCCUCACCUGCGCCAGUGCCCCUCACCUGCGCCAGUGCCCCUCACCUGCGCCAGUGCCCCUCACCUGCGCCAGUGCCCCUCACCUGCGCCAGUGCCCCUCACCUGCGCCAGUGCCCCUCACCUGCGCCAGUGCCCCUCACCUGCGCCAGUGCCCCUCACCUGCGCCAGUGCCCCUCACCUGCGCCAGUGCCCCUCACCUGCGCCAGUGCCCCUCACCUGCGCCAGUGCCCCUCACCUGCGCCAGUGCCCCUCACCUGCGCCAGUGCCCCUCACCUGCGCCAGUGCCCCUCACCUGCGCCAGUGCCCCUCACCUGCGCCAGUGCCCCUCACCUGCGCCAGUGCCCCUCACCUGCGCCAGUGCCCCUCACCUGCGCCAGUGCCCCUCACCUGCGCCAGUGCCCCUCACCUGCGCCAGUGCCCCUCACCUGCGCCAGUGCCCCUCACCUGCGCCAGUGCCCCUCACCUGCGCCAGUGCCCCUCACCUGCGCCAGUGCCCCUCACCUGCGCCAGUGCCCCUCACCUGCGCCAGUGCCCCUCACCUGCGCCAGUGCCCCUCACCUGCGCCAGUGCCCCUCACCUGCGCCAGUGCCCCUCACCUGCGCCAGUGCCCCUCACCUGCGCCAGUGCCCCUCACCUGCGCCAGUGCCCCUCACCUGCGCCAGUGCCCCUCACCUGCGCCAGUGCCCCUCACCUGCGCCAGUGCCCCUCACCUGCGCCAGUGCCCCUCACCUGCGCCAGUGCCCCUCACCUGCGCCAGUGUCCCUCACCUGCGCCAGUGCCCCUCACCUGCGCCAGUGUCCCUCACCUGCGCCAGUGCCCCUCACCUGCGCCAGUGCCCCUCACCUGCGCCAGUGCCCCUCACCUGCGCCAGUGCCCCUCACCUGCGCCAGUGCCCCUCACCUGCGCCAGUGCCCCUCACCUGCGCCAGUGCCCCUCACCUGCGCCAGUGCCCCUCACCUGCGCCAGUGCCCCUCACCUGCGCCAGUGCCCCUCACCUGCGCCAGUGCCCCUCACCUGCGCCAGUGCCCCUCACCUGCGCCAGUGCCCCUCACCUGCGCCAGUGCCCCUCACCUGCGCCAGUGCCCCUCACCUGCGCCAGUGCCCCUCACCUGCGCCAGUGCCCCUCACCUGCGCCAGUGCCCCUCACCUGCGCCAGUGCCCCUCACCUGCGCCAGUGCCCCUCACCUGCGCCAGUGCCCCUCACCUGCGCCAGUGCCCCUCACCUGCGCCAGUGCCCCUCACCUGCGCCAGUGCCCCUCACCUGCGCCAGUGCCCCUCACCUGCGCCAGUGCCCCUCACCUGCGCCAGUGCCCCUCACCUGCGCCAGUGCCCCUCACCUGCGCCAGUGCCCCUCACCUGCGCCAGUGCCCCUCACCUGCGCCAGUGCCCCUCACCUGCGCCAGUGCCCCUCACCUGCGCCAGUGCCCCUCACCUGCGCCAGUGCCCCUCACCUGCGCCAGUGCCCCUCACCUGCGCCAGUGCCCCUCACCUGCGCCAGUGCCCCUCACCUGCGCCAGUGCCCCUCACCUGCGCCAGUGCCCCUCACCUGCGCCAGUGCCCCUCACCUGCGCCAGUGCCCCUCACCUGCGCCAGUGCCCCUCACCUGCGCCAGUGCCCCUCACCUGCGCCAGUGCCCCUCACCUGCGCCAGUGCCCCUCACCUGCGCCAGUGCCCCUCACCUGCGCCAGUGCCCCUCACCUGCGCCAGUGCCCCUCACCUGCGCCAGUGCCCCUCACCUGCGCCAGUGCCCCUCACCUGCGCCAGUGCCCCUCACCUGCGCCAGUGCCCCUCACCUGCGCCAGUGCCCCUCACCUGCGCCAGUGCCCCUCACCUGCGCCAGUGCCCCUCACCUGCGCCAGUGCCCCUCACCUGCGCCAGUGCCCCUCACCUGCGCCAGUGCCCCUCACCUGCGCCAGUGCCCCUCACCUGCGCCAGUGCCCCUCACCUGCGCCAGUGCCCCUCACCUGCGCCAGUGCCCCUCACCUGCGCCAGUGCCCCUCACCUGCGCCAGUGCCCCUCACCUGCGCCAGUGCCCCUCACCUGCGCCAGUGCCCCUCACCUGCGCCAGUGCCCCUCACCUGCGCCAGUGCCCCUCACCUGCGCCAGUGCCCCUCACCUGCGCCAGUGCCCCUCACCUGCGCCAGUGCCCCUCACCUGCGCCAGUGCCCCUCACCUGCGCCAGUGCCCCUCACCUGCGCCAGUGCCCCUCACCUGCGCCAGCGCCCCUCACCUGCGCCAGCGCCCCUCACCUGCGCCAGCGCCCCUCACCUGCGCCAGCGCCCCUCACCUGCGCCAGCGCCCCUCACCUGCGCCAGCGCCCCUCACCUGCGCCAGCGCCCCUCACCUGCGCCAGCUGCCCCUCACCUGCGCCAGUGCCCCUCACCUGCGCCAGUGCCCCUCACCUGCGCCAGUGCCCCUCACCUGCGCCAGUGCCCCUCACCUGCGCCAGUGCCCCUCACCUGCGCCAGUGCCCCUCACCUGCGCCAGUGCCCCUCACCUGCGCCAGUGCCCCUCACCUGCGCCAGUGCCCCUCACCUGCGCCAGUGCCCCUCACCUGCGCCAGUGCCCCUCACCUGCGCCAGUGCCCCUCACCUGCGCCAGUGCCCCUCACCUGCGCCAGUGCCCCUCACCUGCGCCAGUGCCCCUCACCUGCGCCAGUGCCCCUCACCUGCGCCAGUGCCCCUCACCUGCGCCAGUGCCCCUCACCUGCGACCAGUGCCCCUCACCUGCGCCAGUGCCCCUCACCUGCGCCAGUGCCCCUCACCUGCGCCAGUGCCCCUCACCUGCGCCAGUGCCCCUCACCUGCGCCAGUGCCCCUCACCUGCGCCAGUGCCCCUCACCUGCGCCAGCGCCCCUCACCUGCGCCAGCGCCCCUCACCUGCGCCAGCGCCCCUCACCUGCGCCAGCGCCCCUCACCUGCGCCAGCGCCCCUCACCUGCGCCAGCGCCCCUCACCUGCGCCAGUGCCCCUCACCUGCGCCAGUGCCCCUCACCUGCGCCAGUGCCCCUCACCUGCGCCAGUGCCCCUCACCUGCGCCAGUGCCCCUCACCUGCGCCAGUGCCCCUCACCUGCGCCAGUGCCCCUCACCUGCGCCAGUGCCCCUCACCUGCGCCAGUGCCCCUCACCUGCGCCAGUGCCCCUCACCUGCGCCAGUGCCCCUCACCUGCGCCAGUGCCCCUCACCUGCGCCAGUGCCCCUCACCUGCGCCAGUGCCCCUCACCUGCGCCAGUGCCCCUCACCUGCGCCAGUGCCCCUCACCUGCGCCAGUGCCCCUCACCUGCGCCAGUGCCCCUCACCUGCGCCAGUGCCCCUCACCUGCGCCAGUGCCCCUCACCUGCGCCAGCGCCCCUCACCUGCGCCAGCGCCCCUCACCUGCGCCAGCGCCCCUCACCUGCGCCAACGCCCCUCACCUGCGCCAGCGCCCCUCACCUGCGCCAGCGCCCCUCACCUGCGCCAGUGCCCCUCACCUGCGCCAGUGCCCCUCACCUGCGCCAGUGCCCCUCACCUGCGCCAGUGCCCCUCACCUGCGCCAGUGCCCCUCACCUGCGCCAGUGCCCCUCACCUGCGCCAGUGCCCCUCACCUGCGCCAGUGCCCCUCACCUGCGCCAGUGCCCCUCACCUGCGCCAGUGCCCCUCACCUGCGCCAGUGCCCCUCACCUGCGCCAGUGCCCCUCACCUGCGCCAGUGCCCCUCACCUGCGCCAGUGCCCCUCACCUGCGCCAGUGCCCCUCACCUGCGCCAGUGCCCCUCACCUGCGCCAGUGCCCCUCACCUGCGCCAGUGCCCCUCACCUGCGCCAGUGCCCCUCACCUGCGCCAGUGCCCCUCACCUGCGCCAGUGCCCCUCACCUGCGCCAGUGCCCCUCACCUGCGCCAGUGCCCCUCACCUGCGCCAGUGCCCCUCACCUGCGCCAGCGCCCCUCACCUGCGCCAGCGCCCCUCACCUGCGCCAGCGCCCCUCACCUGCGCCAGUGCCCCUCACCUGCGCCAGUGCCCCUCACCUGCGCCAGUGCCCCUCACCUGCGCCAGUGCCCCUCACCUGCGCCAGUGCCCUCACCUCACCUGCGCCAGUGCCCCUCACCUGCGCCAGUGCCCCUCACCUGCGCCAGUGCCCCUCACCUGCGCCAGUGCCCCUCACCUGCGCCAGUGCCCCUCACCUGCGCCAGUGCCCCUCACCUGCGCCAGUGCCCCUCACCUGCGCCAGUGCCCCUCACCUGCGCCAGUGCCCCUCACCUGCGCCAGUGCCCCUCACCUGCGCCAGUGCCCCUCACCUGCGCCAGUGCCCCUCACCUGCGCCAGUGCCCCUCACCUGCGCCAGUGCCCCUCACCUGCGCCAGUGCCCCUCACCUGCGCCAGUGCCCCUCACCUGCGCCAGUGCCCCUCACCUGCGCCAGUGCCCCUCACCUGCGCCAGUGCCCCUCACCUGCGCCAGCGCCCCUCACCUGCGCCAGCGCCCCUCACCUGCGCCAGCGCCCCUCACCUGCGCCAGUGCCCCUCACCUGCGCCAGUGCCCCUCACCUGCGCCAGUGCCCCUCACCUGCGCCAGUGCCCCACGCCAGUGCCCCUCACCUGCGCCAGUGCCCCUCACCUGCGCCAGUGCCCCUCACCUGCGCCAGUGCCCCUCACCUGCGCCAGUGCCCCUCACCUGCGCCAGUGCCCCUCACCUGCGCCAGUGCCCCUCACCUGCGCCAGUGCCCCUCACCUGCGCCAGUGCCCCUCACCUGCGCCAGUGCCCCUCACCUGCGCCAGUGCCCCUCACCUGCGCCAGUGCCCCUCACCUGCGCCAGUGCCCCUCACCUGCGCCAGUGCCCCUCACCUGCGCCAGUGCCCCUCACCUGCGCCAGUGCCCCUCACCUGCGCCAGUGCCCCUCACCUGCGCCAGUGCCCCUCACCUGCGCCAGUGCCCCUCACCUGCGCCAGUGCCCCUCACCUGCGCCAGUGCCCCUCACCUGCGCCAGUGCCCCUCACCUGCGCCAGUGCCCCUCACCUGCGCCAGUGCCCCUCACCUGCGCCAGUGCCCCUCACCUGCGCCAGUGCCCCUCACCUGCGCCAGUGCCCAUCACCUGCGCCAGUGCCCCUCACCUGCGCCAGCGCCCCUCACCUGCGCCAGCGCCCCUCACCUGCGCCAGCGCCCCUCACCUGCGCCAGUGCCCCUCACCUGCGCCAGUGCCCCUCACCUGCGCCAGUGCCCCUCACCUGCGCCAGUGCCCCUCACCUGCGCCAGUGCCCCUCACCUGCGCCAGUGCCCCUCACCUGCGCCAGUGCCCCUCACCUGCGCCAGUGCCCCUCACCUGCGCCAGUGCCCCUCACCUGCGCCAGUGCCCCUCACCUGCGCCAGUGCCCCUCACCUGCGCCAGUGCCCCUCACCUGCGCCAGUGCCCCUCACCUGCGCCAGUGCCCCUCACCUGCGCCAGUGCCCCUCACCUGCGCCAGUGCCCCUCACCUGCGCCAGUGCCCCUCACCUGCGCCAGUGCCCCUCACCUGCGCCAGUGCCCCUCACCUGCGCCAGUGCCCCUCACCUGCGCCAGUGCCCCUCACCUGCGCCAGUGCCCCUCACCUGCGCCAGUGCCCCUCACCUGCGCCAGUGCCCCUCACCUGCGCCAGUGCCCCUCACCUGCGCCAGUGCCCCUCACCUGCGCCAGUGCCCCUCACCUGCGCCAGUGCCCCUCACCUGCGCCAGUGCCCCUCACCUGCGCCAGUGCCCCUCACCUGCGCCAGUGCCCCUCACCUGCGCCAGUGCCCCUCACCUGCGCCAGUGCCCCUCACCUGCGCCAGUGCCCCUCACCUGCGCCAGUGCCCCUCACCUGCGCCAGUGCCCCUCACCUGCGCCAGUGCCCCUCACCUGCGCCAGUGCCCCUCACCUGCGCCAGUGCCCCUCACCUGCGCCAGUGCCCCUCACCUGCGCCAGUGCCCCUCACCUGCGCCAGUGCCCCUCACCUGCGCCAGUGCCCCUCACCUGCGCCAGUGCCCCUCACCUGCGCCAGUGCCCCUCACCUGCGCCAGUGCCCCUCACCUGCGCCAGUGCCCCUCACCUGCGCCAGUGCCCCUCACCUGCGCCAGUGCCCCUCACCUGCGCCAGUGCCCCUCACCUGCGCCAGUGCCCCUCACCUGCGCCAGUGCCCCUCACCUGCGCCAGUGCCCCUCACCUGCGCCAGUGCCCCUCACCUGCGCCAGUGCCCCUCACCUGCGCCAGUGCCCCUCACCUGCGCCAGUGCCCCUCACCUGCGCCAGUGCCCCUCACCUGCGCCAGUGCCCCUCACCUGCGCCAGUGCCCCUCACCUGCGCCAGUGCCCCUCACCUGCGCCAGUGCCCCUCACCUGCGCCAGUGCCCCUCACCUGCGCCAGUGCCCCUCACCUGCGCCAGUGCCCCUCACCUGCGCCAGUGCCCCUCACCUGCGCCAGUGCCCCUCACCUGCGCCAGUGCCCCUCACCUGCGCCAGUGCCCCUCACCUGCGCCAGUGCCCCUCACCUGCGCCAGUGCCCCUCACCUGCGCCAGUGCCCCUCACCUGCGCCAGUGCCCCUCACCUGCGCCAGUGCCCCUCACCUGCGCCAGUGCCCCUCACCUGCGCCAGUGCCCCUCACCUGCGCCAGUGCCCCUCACCUGCGCCAGUGCCCCUCACCUGCGCCAGUGCCCCUCACCUGCGCCAGUGCCCCUCACCUGCGCCAGUGCCCCUCACCUGCGCCAGUGCCCCUCACCUGCGCCAGUGCCCCUCACCUGCGCCAGUGCCCCUCACCUGCGCCAGUGCCCCUCACCUGCGCCAGUGCCCCUCACCUGCGCCAGUGCCCCUCACCUGCGCCAGUGCCCCUCACCUGCGCCAGUGCCCCUCACCUGCGCCAGUGCCCCUCACCUGCGCCAGUGCCCCUCACCUGCGCCAGUGCCCCUCACCUGCGCCAGUGCCCCUCACCUGCGCCAGUGCCCCUCACCUGCGCCAGUGCCCCUCACCUGCGCCAGUGCCCCUCACCUGCGCCAGCGCCCCUCACCUGCGCCAGCGCCCCUCACCUGCGCCAGCGCCCCUCACCUGCGCCAGUGCCCCUCACCUGCGCCAGUGCCCCUCACCUGCGCCAGUGCCCCUCACCUGCGCCAGUGCCCCUCACCUGCGCCAGUGCCCCUCACCUGCGCCAGUGCCCCUCACCUGCGCCAGUGGCCGAUGGAAGCGCCGAAGCCGUGCACCAACACCACGGCGGGCGCGUCCUCUCUCCCCCGCCAACCCCCCUCGCCGCUCUCCCCCGCGCCCUCGCCACCGGCGCCGGGCGGAAUGUCGCAGUAGUUGAUGCUCGCGCCGCGCCACGUCCACCGCCGCUGGUGGGAGAGGAUGAGGGCGAGGCCCGCGGAGACACCAUCGCCGCCGGGCACGCGCGCGCCGCCAGUGGAGGGGUCCGCCGAGUCACCCUCACGGGCGGCGGCGGCUGCGGCAUCUGCGGCGGCCUGCGGGUCGCCGCCAAUCAGAGCGGCCGUGCCGGCGGCGGCGAACGCGCGCUGCUGCGACUCGCCUGGCCGACUGUCGCUUGCCGCGUCGGACGGUCGUUCGCCAUGCGAGGAGCGCACGACACGCUGCGACUGGCGACGCAGAAAUACUCCAGGCCGCAAAGGCCCCGAGGCGCCGAGCGGUGCGGCGCAGAGGGUGGAAUGGAAGGCGCGAAGCGGCGGGUGCGUGGGUGCGAGAGACGCCAUGGAAAACCUCUGCUGUCAUGCGGCGGCAUGCCUAUGCCCAUCCCUCCCCCCCCCAGGAUGAAGUACUACAACCACUGCCUCUUCCACCACGUGCACCGCGACUUCAUCGUGCAGACCGGCGACCCCACCGGCACUGGCGCUGGCGGUGACUCCGUUUACAAGUUCCUGUACGGAGAGCAGGCGCGGUUCUUUGAGGAUGAGAUCCGGGCGGGGCUGAAGCACGACAAGGUGGGGGUGGUGGCCAUGGCCAGUGGGGACAGCAACCUCAACGCCUCCCAGUUCUACAUCACCACGCGGGCUGGGCUGGACUCACUGGAUGGCAAGCACACGAUAUUUGGCGAGGUGGCGGAGGGGCUGGACACGCUGCAGCGCAUCAACGAGGCCUUCGUGGACGACAAAGGCCGCCCCUUCAAGAACAUCCGCAUUCGCCGAGUGCACGUGUUGGACGACCCCUUUGACGACCCGCCAGGACUCGCUCACCUCAUCCCCGAUGCAUCCCCACCCAUGCCACUCCCGGCUGCUGGCGAGGACGUGAGGCUGGAGGACGACUGGGUGCCCAUGGACGAGGGGCGGGCAGCAGACGAGGUGGAGCGCGACGUGCGGCGCAGAGAGGCGCAGUCCAGAGGCGUGGUGCUGGAGAUGAUAGGGGAUCUACCCGAGGCGGAGUUCAAGCCGCCGGAGAAUGUGCUCUUCAUCUGCAAGCUCAACCCCGUCACGCAGGACGACGACCUGGAGAUUAUCUUCUCUCGAUUCGGCAAGGUCGUCACGGCGGACAUCAUUCGAGACCAGAAAACGGGCGACAGCCUCUGCUACGGCUUCAUUGAGUUCGAAACAAAGGAGGCAUGUGAGGCGGCUUACUUUAAGCAUUGUCGGAAUGAAGGUGAAUUCAUGCCCACCUCAUGCUCAUCGCUACGGGAACAUUGCACUGGUGCUUGCUGCUCCCCAUCCCCACCAUCAACAAACCUCUUUCCCGCAACCCACUCCAUCCAUCCCCCUGUCGCCCCCCUCCCCUCCUCCUUCCCACCAUGCGCCGCGCCUGCUUCCCCCCCUGGAGACCAGAUGGACGGCGUGUUGAUCGACGACCGCCGUGUGCACGUGGACUUCAGCCAGAGCGUCGGCCGCCUCUGGUCGCGCUUCCGCCGCUUUGGGACCUCCGACUCCGCCGCUGCUGCUGAUGCUGCUGGCGCUGCUGGUGCUGCUGGUGGCGGGAGGGGAGGGAGAGGAGGUGGACGGGGGUGGCGUGGAGGUGGUGGUGGUCGCGGUGGCAUGCGGUCGUGCUUUAGCUGCGGGGAGGAUGGGCACAUGGCUAGGGAGUGCCCGAAUGCGGGAGGAGGGAGAGGGGGGAUGGGUGGGGGGGGAGAGGAGGAUGAGGAGGAGGCAGGGGGGGGGCAGGGCGGGCAGAGGCGGUUUGAGCUGAAGGAGUCGGGGCACGGACAGCGGGGCGAGCAGGGCAAGAGGUGA